This is a messenger RNA of Lingula anatina, 984 nucleotides long. RefSeq lists its product as uncharacterized. Lineage: Eukaryota; Metazoa; Brachiopoda; Lingulata; Lingulida; Lingulidae. The record is from RefSeq and is a predicted model, not a curated record. Gene Ontology annotation, molecular function: protein binding.
AUGCCGUUCCUUCUCGACGCCGCUGCAAAGAUUGGAGAUAUCGACACAGUGCGUCGCCUGCUAGAAAGUCAAAUAUACUAUGUAAACGAGAGGACAGACAUGGAUGGAUGGGGUGGACUUGAUGGCUGGACACCUCUUCAUUACGCUGCUUUGUGUGGUCACUGUAAUGCCGCAGCUCUCCUCAUCCAGCACGGAACUGAUCCCUCCAGUACUGACAAGCUUGGCAGGACGCCUCUUCAUUACGCUGCUAGAGGUGGUCACUGCAAUGCAGUAACUCUCCUCAUUCAGCACGGAGCUGAUCCCCGCCGUGAAGACAUUGAUGGCUGGACACCUCUUCAUUUCGCUGCUAUGUGUGGUCACUGUAAUGUCGCAGCUCUCCUCAUCCAGCACGGAACUGAUCCCUCCAGUACUGACAAGGAUGGCAGGACGCCUCUUCAUUGCGCUGUUAUAUGUGGUCACUACGAUGUAGCAGCUCUCCUCAUCCAGCACGGAGCUGAUCUUUCCAGUACAGACGAAUUCGGUAUAAAGCCCAGUUAUUGUGCACGGUGUCAUGGUAAUGGUGAUAUAGACACGCUGCUGAGGAGGUUUGAAAGUGAUCAUAUCCAGGAAUUCAUGAUAACGAGAACGUUGGAGCAUGUCUCUGCCGAGAUGAGCCUUGAUGACUUUUUCCUUCCCACCGAUGGGAUCAAUAAUAAUUUUCCUGGUGAGGUUGAAAAGCAAAAGGUCCAGCGGUUGAAGCAAUGGGCAAAUUCAAAUAAUUUCAAAACUAUCCAAGGAUUAAAAGCUGGCCUUACAGCUCAAGGACGCGAGGAGCUUUGCGUAAUUGCUGCAAAACACUAUGCUACCGUCUUCACGGAGAUAAAAAAUAUGUCUACGAAACGCUACCACGAUUUCCUUGAAGAACUUAAAACAGCUCAGUUUAUGUUCCAAGACCCUUCUGAAGAUGUGACAGAAUCACAAAGUCAGGAAAUUGGAGACGGGUAA